UGAAAACGCCGCCAAAGCUUGUUUUUAUGAAAGCUCCGCUUCCUUAUACAUGUAAUAAAUCAUCAAAAAUAAUGUAUUCAGAGGAAGGCCUGAGAAAACUUGUCGCAGAAAGACUAACGGCUGCUGCGGAAGACAUUUUUGUAGUUUUUAAAAGAACGUUCGUCGAGUACGAGGAGGAGCUCGAGCGUCAACGUAAACUGCUGGAUAGCGUCCUGAAACCUCAAGUCACUCUUUGUAGAAUUGAUGUGCCACAGCAACUGUUGUGUAACGAAGAGGAGGUUCUGCCUGACCAGCAGCUCUGUAACCAGGAGAGGAACUCCAGUCCAGACCAAGAGGAGGCAGAGCCUCCACGGAUUAAAGAGGAACCAGAGGAACCCUGCAGCAUUCAGGAGGGAGAGCAGCUUGAACUGAAGGAGGAGGAUGACUUCUUCAUGUUGACUCCUGCUCACAAGGAAAGUUACCAGAGUGGACUGGAACUACAACAUGAACACCCACCCAGCGUAAUUCACCAAAGCAGUCACAUCAAUGGCGUGUCAGAGAACAAAUGUAAUCCUCUUCAAGAUCAGCCAUCUUUUAAAUGUGACGUUUGUGGUGAAUGUUUUAAGUACAAAUCAGUAUUACAGACACAUCAGCGUGUCCACAGUGGUAAAAAAACUCAUACUUGCAAGAUUUGUGGGAGAAUGUUCAGUUGGAAGUCAUUAUUAACGGUUCAUGUAAGAAGUCACACAGGCGAGAGGCCAUAUUUGUGUUCAACCUGUGGAAAAAGAUUCUUUCAAAUAUCAAGCUUGAAGAAUCACAGCAGAAUCCACACAGGUGAAACUCCUUUUACAUGUACAACAUGCGGCAAAUCUUACAAGGAAAAGCAGCAUUUGACAAAGCACAUGAGAACCCACACAGGUGAGAGGCCUUAUUCCUGCAGCACCUGUGGGAAAUGCUUCUCUAUGUUAAGUAUUUUAAACAGUCACAAUAAAACCCACACAGGUGUUAGGCCCUUUAAUUGUAGAGUUUGUGGGCAAAGAUUCAGAGAAAAUCAUGACUUGAAAGUCCACAUGAGAUCACACACAGGUGAGAGGCCUUACUCCUGCGGCACCUGUGGGAAAAGCUUCUUUCGGCAAACACAUUUGAAUGUACAUAAAAGAAUUCACACAGGUGAGAGGUCUUACUCCUGCAGCACCUGCGGGAAAUGCUUCUCUACGUUAAGUAUUUUAAAUAAUCACAAUAAAACCCACACAGGUGUUAAGCCCUUUAAUUGUAGAGUUUGUGGGCAAAGAUUCAGAGGAAAUCAUGACUUGAAAGUCCACAUGAGAUCACACACAGGUGAGAGGCCUUACUCCUGCAGCACCUGUGGGAAAAGCUUCUUUCGGCAAACACAUUUGAAUGUACAUAAAAGAAUUCACACAGGUGAGAGGUCUUACUCCUGCAGCACCUGCGGGAAAUGCUUCCCAUUGUUAAGUAUUCUAAAUAGUCACAAUAAAACCCACACAGGUGUUAAGCCUUUUAAUUGUAGAGUUUGUGGGCAAAAUUUCAGAGAUAAUCAUGACUUGAAAGUCCACAUGAGAUCACACACAGGUGAGAGGCCUUACUCAUGCAGCACCUGUGGGAAAAGCUUCUUUCGGCAAACACAUUUGAACGUACAUAAAAGAAUUCAUACAGGUGAGAGGCCGUAUACUUGCAGAACAUGUGGCAAGUCUUUUAGGAAUAGUAAAGACGUCAAAAAACACGAGGAGCGGAUCCACUUAGGUGAGAAGCCUCACUCGUGCAGCACCUGUGGAAAACGAUUCUAUGAGAAACAUGAUCUAGCAAAACACAUUCAAACUCAUUCAAGGGAAAAGGCGUUCCCUUGUGGUGUCUGUGGGGCAUCUUACACAUCAAGACGUUAUUUAGAUAGGCACACAAGAUUGACAAAAUGUUCUCUAGCAAAACAGGUGGCAGGUACUCAGAUUCCUGACUGUCAGGACAGUUCACAUGAGAAACGCUGACAGACAAGAAGCUGGUUGUAAUGUGGUAAUUCUACCUGAGGGUGGUUGUUGUGCUUCUAA
Molecule: messenger RNA, 2039 nt
Organism: Cheilinus undulatus (humphead wrasse)
Lineage: Eukaryota; Metazoa; Chordata; Actinopteri; Labriformes; Labridae
Product: gastrula zinc finger protein XlCGF57.1-like
Exons: 2
Coding region: 27-1979 (650 amino acids)
Source: RefSeq, a predicted model, not a curated record